AUGGAGGCCAGCCGUUUCCUGGCGGGGAUGUGCCUUCUCCUGUGGCUCCGCAGCGGGUCUUUUUCCUCUUUACCGGCGGAGGUUGACGUUUGUCCCGAACGCUGCGACUGCCAGCACGCGCGGCACCUCAUGUGCGCAAACCGAGGGCUGCGCGCCGUGCCCGGAGCCUCGGCGCGCGUCUCCGACCACGCGCUGAUCUUCAGCCUCGGGGGCAACUUCAUCGGCAACAUCUCCGGCCCGGAUUUCUCGGGGUACGGCAACCUGGUCCGGUUGAAUCUGCAGUACAAUCAGAUCGCGUUCGUUCACCCCGAAUCCUUCGGGAAGCUGAGCAAACUGGAGGAGCUCUACCUGGGACACAACCUGUUAACGGCUCUACCGGCUGGAGCUUUGCAACCCUUGAAGAAAUUGACCAUCUUUUACGGGAAUAACAACGCCAUUAAGACGAUCGGCCCGGAGCUCUUUUCCAACUCGGGGAAGCUCGUGAAAUUGCGGCUGGACGGCAACGCGAUAGAGGCCGUGCAGGACUCGGUUUUUGAGAACCUGACCAGCCUCCACUAUCUUCACCUGGAGCACAACCAGGUGCUGCACGUCCACAGAAACGCCUUCCGCCGACUCGGCAAUCUGCGCUUCCUGAACCUGGCCCACAACAAGCAGUCGGCGGUGGGGAACGUCCUGACCUUCUCCCACCUGGGGGCGCUGACCACCCUGCUGCUGUCCGACAACGAGAUCCAGUACGUGGGCGGCCGCGUCUUCCGGCACCUGGGAAAGCUCCGGAAGCUCUCCCUCAGCAACAACAGGAUCUCCCGCCUGGACGGCGAGGCCCUGAGCGGGCUGUCCAGCCUCGGGGAGCUCCUGGCGGACGGCAACCGGCUGACGGAGAUCCCCGCCGGGCUGCUGGACCCCCUGGAGCGCGUGGAGGAGCUGGACUUCAGCCGCAACCGCAUCUCCCGGGUGGACCCGGCGGCCUUCUCCGGGCUUGGGCGCCUCAGGGUGCUGAGGCUGAAGGACAACCUCCUGUCCAGCCUGUCCGGGGACAUCUUCGCCAGGAACGGCGCGCUGCACGACCUGGAUCUCCGCGGCAACAACUGGACGUGCGACUGCCGCCUGGAGGAGCUGAGGAGGUGGAUGACCGCCGCGCGGUCCCGGGGCGGACUGCGGAGCGUUUCCGCGCAGUGCCGUCACCCGGCAACGCUCAGGGGGAGGAACCUGGACCACGUGAACGGCUCCCAGCUGCGAGCCCCCGGUGACCGCAGCCGGCCGUGCGAGACCGGAGCCGGACCGGCCGAGAGCCGCGGAGGGGGGGUGCUGGUCAGGGCGGAGAAAGGGAGAGGAGAGACGGACCUGGGAAACGAAAGGGGGAAAGCCGAGGAGGGCCCAGAGGAAACGGGCAACAGGAACAGAACGGAAGGGGGGAGAGGAGACGGUCCUGGACACGGGGGGAGGGAUGGAGCAACGGAGAGGAGAGAGGGGGAGAAAAGGAGGAGAGAGGGGCCAGGAGAGGUGGGAGGAGGGUCAGAGGUGGAGGAACAUCUGUCCAUUCUGAAGGGGAAGAGACCAAAGGGGGAGUCGGGGGCUGCUGGGAGGCGUGGCAAAGGGAGACGCAGGUCAAAGGUCCUUUCCAAGUCCAGUCCAUCGGCCACGCCCACACCGACCGUCGGGGUCAGGACGAGCUCUCCCGCCCACCCGGGGGGGACCUUUGACCUCCUGAGGGCGGAGGAGGAAGAGGACGAGGAAUACUCUCUGCCCGUCAUCACGGACCCUUGCGUGUUCAACCGCCAUUUCAUCGCCAACGUGUCGGUGGGCCAGGUGACGUCCAGCACGGUCACCGUCCACUGGAGCGUCAGGGGUCACCGCCCCCGCCCGCCGGUCCACUACCGGGUCCUGUUCGACCGCUUCGGCACGCCGGAGCGCUUCCCCCUCUACGUGUACACCGCCGCCGCCGCCCGCGCCGUCACCCUCCGGGAGCUCCGCCCCGCCGCGACCUACGUGGUGUGCGUGGAGGGGGCGGUGGGCGGGGCGGUGUGUCCGGUGGCGCCCCGGGACCACUGCGCCGGCUUGGUCACCCUCCCAGCGGCGCCGGGCGCCGGCGUAACGGCGUCCGGCCUCCAACUGGCCACGGUGGCGACGCUGGCCGGGAACGCCGCCCUGCUGCUGGCCGUCGGGGGGGCGUGGCUGGGGCGGAGCCUGAGGCGGCGGCUGCAGAGGAGGACGUCGGCCGUCCACGUGCGCCACAUGUACUCCACCCGGAGGCCCUUCCGCUCGCCGGCGGCGGCGGUGGCGGCGGCCACCGCCUCCGUGUCGGCCGACUUCGCCAGCUACCAGAGCGGCCGGUCGGCGCGGCUCCCCCCGCUGGAGGAGGGGGACCUCAUCCAGUUCCCCUGCGAUCGCUUUCUAGAAAGCGCCGCCCGCCGAGACGCCGACAUGCAGAGCGGAGUGGCGUGGUGGUGGGGGGGGGCUCUACUCACUGGGGUACCCCUGCGCCUCCCUCUGCCGAGCGGUGACCGGGCAGUCCUUGUGGGUGAGCAGAAUCUGCUUCAGCUGACCCACCUCCGACCUCAGCGACGUCACCUCGGGGGGCCAAACCCCACCUGUAGCUGCAGGUUUGUGUGCGUCAGCUCCUCCGCCUUCUUCUCCAGCGACGACACCCACAGUUUCCUCUUCUGCCGGCAGCGGGUGGCCGCCGCCCGGUUGCGCUCCAGGAACUUCUGCCGCCGCUCGUCCGGGUCCUGCUCCGCCGUCCUCCUGCGCCGCUGCCUGCACUGCGUGCUGGGAGUGGGACGGCUGCAUCUGCUGCCCAACCGGCGACAGCUGAAAGGACAAAAAAAAAAAGGAAACCAGGUUAGCUCGCCGGGCCUAAAACCGCAGGGUUUGGGCGAAAAACGACCCGCGUCCCACCUGCGCCGGGACGGUGAGGGGCGGGGCGGGCGGCGAGCCCUGGUGGAGGUGCGGAGGAGGCGGAGAGCGGUGGGCCUGAGCGUGCUGUGCAAGCGGGGCGUGGCACCGCUGGUGGUAGGCCACGGGCGGGGCCGGAAGCUGGGCCUGAUGAGGGUGGUGGGGGUGGUGGUGCUGCUGUUGGGGGUGGUGCUGCGCCAGCGGAGGUGCUUGGUAGCGCUGGGACAUCAUCUCCAUCAAAUGACCCAUGGAUGUCCCGGGGCUGUUGAGGGGGACCAUUCCCGGGUGUUGCUGCUGGUAAUGGUGGCCCAUCGUCUGUUUGGCUCUCUAAAACAGAGAGGGAUCACGAGAGAGAAACGGAAAGAAAGCUUCCAUAUUAAACCAUAUUAA
Molecule: messenger RNA, 3282 nt
Organism: Menidia menidia (Atlantic silverside)
Lineage: Eukaryota; Metazoa; Chordata; Actinopteri; Atheriniformes; Atherinopsidae
Source: the annotation of a GenBank genome assembly